This is a messenger RNA of Dovyalis caffra, 873 nucleotides long. Lineage: Eukaryota; Viridiplantae; Streptophyta; Magnoliopsida; Malpighiales; Salicaceae. The record is from the annotation of a GenBank genome assembly.
AUGGGCGGUAAAGAAUCCUCAGAUAGUUCUAGUCCUAGUUUAUGGUUGGCUCCAAACCCGAGUAAACGAUGGGCAGAGAUUUUCUUUCUUUGUUACACUCCUUUUUGGCUCACUCUUUGCUUGGGUAUUGUGGUUCCUUACAAGCUGUACGAGAGCUUCACAGAAUUGGAAUACUUGCUUCUGGGUUUGAUUUCAGCUGUUCCUUCUUUCUUGAUACCAAUGAUGUUUGUUGGAAAGGCUGAUAGCAAAUUGUAUUGGAAGGACCGUUAUUGGGUCAAGGCCAGUCUGUGGAUAAUCAUUUUCAGCUAUGUUGGAAAUUACUUCUGGACCCACUAUUUUUUCACAGUUUUGGGAGCUUCUUAUACAUUUCCAUCAUGGAAGAUGAAUAAUGUACCACAUACAACUUUCCUUCUGACACAUGUUUGCUUCCUGUUUUAUCAUGUUACCUCAAACAUGACAAUCCGCAGACUACGGCAUGCUGUUGCUGACUUACCGGAUUAUCUUCGAUGGGCUACUGAGGGUGCAUGGAUUUUGGCUCUUUCAUACUUCAUAGCAUACCUGGAGACUUUAGCUAUUUCGAAUUUCCCUUACUAUGAGUUCGUGGACCGGCGUUCAAUGUACAAAGUAGGUUCCUUGUUUUAUGCCAUCUACUUCUUUGUAAGCUUCCCAAUGUUUCUGAGGAUUGAGGAGAAACCUGGUGAUCUAUGGGAACUACCAAGAGUGGCUGUUGAUUCUCUGGGUGCUGCAAUGCUGGUUACAAUAAUACUCGACUUGUGGCGCCUCUUUUUGGGACCUAUUGUUUCACUUCCAGAAACAAAACAGUGCUUUCAACAGGGACUACCCUGGUUUCCUGGACAUGCCAAUCGAACGUAA